Molecule: messenger RNA, 2470 nt
Organism: Benincasa hispida (wax gourd)
Lineage: Eukaryota; Viridiplantae; Streptophyta; Magnoliopsida; Cucurbitales; Cucurbitaceae
Product: HAD superfamily, subfamily IIIB acid phosphatase
Source: RefSeq, a predicted model, not a curated record
CCCUCGCUUCUCGAUUCUGGGUGAAUAGAUUGUGCUUCUCGAUUUGUCUGAGAGAGAGAGUCCGAUUCUGAUUCACGCUUAUGGAGAAGAGGGAUGAUGAUGGAAGAUUGCGCUCAUCGAAGAGAGAGCUCUUGCAUAACGAAGAAAAAAGUCUAGAAGGUUUGAAUCCAAGAGGUUGUAGAACAAAGAAAUAAGCUUGAAGAAAGAAAAGAACUGAACUGGAAGCGAGAAUCAAGAAACAAAAACCCAUCGUGCGUGCAUUUUUAGUUGUUUUAGUAAUUUCACCUUAUGCUGCUAUAAGCAAAAAGCCAAAAGCCAAAAAUCGUAAAUUGUUGAAAGUCGAAUCUCAUUUGGGUCCCUGAAAAUAGGUCACUGAUAAAGAAGUUUGCCCCCCAUAAAUAAAAAAUCACUUCAAGACGACAGAGUAUAAAAGAAUGACCGUGGUUGAUGGUUUGAUUUUUUAACUUAUUGAGUACUAAGGAUACCAUGCCAGCAUAUACCGUGGUUGAUGGUUUGAUCUCUCCUGUAAUGAUUGAGCAAAAAAGAAAAGAAAAGAAAAAAAAAAAAACUACAGAUCUUCACUUCUUUAUAGUUCUGGUUUUUCCUAAUUUAUCUCACCCCUGGAAGGUUGAAGAAGAUCACUCUGCCCAUUCUCUUUCUGAUUUCUUGAUCAUUGCUUCGAAUCUUUUACAGACCCAUCGCCAAAACAGUAGAUGUGUCGCUUUCGCUUACAUUUGGGUAUUAUUUUUCUUACGUUUUCCGAGUUUUUCCCACCUCCCGGACAAAACCCAUAAAAUAGAAAGUCUCGUCUCUUAGCCCAGAAAUCGAUAGCUUAUGACCCACCAUAAAUUUCUGUGUUCAACUUGGUAACUGUUGGCUUAUCGACCAAAAUUAUUGGUAUGAUGUUCAUAUCCAAUCCUGAAUCCUUCGGUAUUUGUUUACUUCUGAUCUAAUUCUAGAUGGGUUUUGAAAUUGGGUUUCGUUUCACAGAUUGAUUGAAGAGCUUUCUGCUUCUGAGCUUUCGAAACUGAACUCUGAUUAUCGAUUGCACAUUUGGGAUGUUUACAGAUGACCCUUAUGCUGAGGAUUUUUCUUUUCUGAGAUAUUGGAAAUUGUUUGAACAAUGUCUGCUUAUGGGAAUGAAAUGGAGCGCCAGUUCUCUACUCAGAGUCAUUCUACUGGGGGAAGUUCUGGGAAUUCAGAUAUGGGAAGCCGCUAUAUCAUAGAGUCGGGAUUCUACAUGGCACCUUUAACAGCAACAAUUUUCAUUGGUGCACUAGUUACUGUUGGAGUGUUACUUAUCACUUUACUGGUCUCAUUGACUGUAAUGUUGCAAUAUUGUCAAAACAGAAGUGGAGGAAUUGUUGAGAUUCAAAAAUCAAGUGUUGAUUAUGACUAUUGCAAGGCUCUAUCUGUGCAUUUGGAGCUAAAUAGCCUGGAAACAGAUGGGAUACCUUCAUUUUGCAAGGAUGUUUCCAUUCAAUACAUUAAAAGCGGGCAAUAUGAAAGAGAUUUGUAUUCUAUACUGCAGGUGGUUGACAAGUAUUUCUGUAGUGCUGCCAAAGUAGGCAACAGUCAAGAUAUCGUGCUGAUGGACAUAGAUGACCUUCUUUUCACUAACCGUGAUUACAACGACCUGCUAAUCUCUAGUAGUUGUGUCGACCAGGCCAAGAGAUUGAAGCAAAACUUUCUUCUAAAAUUGUACAAGAAACUCAGAUCUUGCAGAUGGCCUAUAACCUUAAUAUCAAGAAAGUCAGACGUUAAUAGGAAUGCCACUAUUGAACAUCUUACUUCUGCAGGGUAUAAAGGUUGGCUACAGUUGAUUAUGAGGAUGGAUGAUGGAAUGAAGAUAGAUCAUCGGGAAUACUUCAGUCAGCAACAAGCUGUAUUGCAGAACGAGGGAUUCCGUGUUGUAGGUGUGAUGAGCAGCCACAUGGAUGCCUUGUCAGCACCAUCAGUUGGAACUCGUAUUUAUAAGCUUCCAAACCCCAUGUACUUAAAUAUCAAUCAUCAAAAAUUGAGUAAACACACAAAGAAAGUGAUUUACUCUGGAAAUUUGUUGUCAUGUGAGCCAUUCCAAGAUAUUGCACGGUAUAAGUCAAUUUAGGCUUCUCUACAGCUGGUUGAGUCUCACACAAGUUCUCUUAUGUAAAAUGGUAAAAAAGAAGCACAUACAGUCGGAGGAGUUGCUAUGGAUCAUCAUGUUCAUGCCAUUCAAUGGAGGCAAUCACGAAUGUAAGGAGACAGUUGCAUGUUCAUUUUGUUGUAUAUAAUUUGAUUUUGUGAUGAGUUUCACACAAUCCUACAUUCCUCGUCUUCAACGGCAUCGACACCAACAGCCAGGCACCAGCAGCUGUACACAUUAUUUGUUAUAUUAUGCCCUCUUCUCCAUGUUCAUACCAAUUUGUUUGCUGACCAAGAAAUUUUCAACAAUUUCUUUGUUUGACACCUUUCGGUUUUUACUUCCCUA